UCCCGAAGACGAAUGAAGACACAUUAAAAAGAUACUCAAAUAGUUUUCAAGAUUUCAAAUCACUGGAUAAGGGAUGGUCUUGGAAUAUAAUGCUGGCAAGUUUUGGGACAUUUUGUCUGAUUGGUGCGAAUAUGUAUGGUGUGGGAAUAAUGCAUGCUGUCCUGCUGGAAAGAUACAACGAAAGUGUCUCGCUAACUGCUUGGGCAGGCUCAAUACACAUAGCAUUCAUGUCUCUAGGAGCACCGUUGUCCAGCUUUAUGGCGGAUCGAUUCAGCUGCCGGACAGCCGUUAUGUUAUCCGGAAUGCUGUUUACAGCUGGGUAUGGGGAACAGCGUUUGCACCAAAUAUUCAAACUGUUAUCUUCACCUUAGGCAUUGUUGCUGGAUUUGGUGCUGGUCUUGGGGUAACUCCUAGUAUAGUUGUGAUUGGAUUCAAUUUCAAAGUGAGACGUGACAUUGCUUUAGGUGUUGUACUAUCUGGAAUGGGGUCCGGCCUAUUUGCACUUGCACCGCUUAUGCAACUUGCAAAUGAUUACUAUGGAGCUACAGGAUUUUUCAUCAUACAAGCUGCAAUCUCGCUGAACAUUAUAGUUUUCGGAGCCUCAUAUAUCCCUAGUAAACUAGAGCUUCAUACACAAGACAUGCGCACUCACAACAAUCGGACUGCUUUGCCACAUGGAGGCACAAACCUACGAUUCAUAGAUUUUUACAAGCAAUACUUUAAAGCAUUGAACAAGAAACCUAUUUUUCUUUUAAGUUUUGGCAUGUUCUUGAAUUGUAUCGGUACAUUCUUGAUUUAUUUACAUCUUCCUGUCUAUAUUGUGUCUAAAGGAUUUUCAAAAGCUCAGGCAUCAUACAUGAUGUCGCUCACGGGCAUUUUAACUGUCAUUGGUCGUCUUUUAACUGGAUUUGUCGCAAAUCUUCAUAAAUCUAUAGACAUAUGGUUGUACUCUGGUUCAUUUGCUGUGGUAUCAGUGGCUACAAUUGUAUAUCCACACAUUUCAAAUACACUUGCAGGAAAUAUAGGCUAUGCAGUAGUGCUUGGGCUCUUUUUUGGAUGCUGUUACGUUCUAAUUACAUCAGUUAAUAUGUCUUUCGUUGGUAUAAGACACGAUCAGCAGCUAUUGGUGUCGAGUUUUUCUUUGGAGGAUUUGGGUCCGUGCUCGGACCAGAAUUUGCUGGCUUUCUGAUAGACAGUGGUGGUACAUAUGAACAGGCGAUAACGUUUGCUGGUGGGUGUUUUUUCCUAGCUGCUUUUUCAAGCAUCCUAACAAAGUGUUUUCAUGUAGAUUCUGAAACAGAUGAAUACAAAAUAACAUGGAAAUUUUCAAAAAGAAAAGAGAGGAGACAAACAUGAUCUCGCAGACAAAC
This is a messenger RNA of Ruditapes philippinarum (Manila clam), 1370 nucleotides long. Its product is annotated as monocarboxylate transporter 12-like. Gene Ontology annotation, biological process: monocarboxylic acid transport; transmembrane transport. The record is from RefSeq and is a predicted model, not a curated record. The transcript is spliced from 5 exons. The coding region runs from base 74 to 1189 and encodes 371 amino acids. NCBI's taxonomy places the organism in Eukaryota, Metazoa, Mollusca, Bivalvia, Venerida, Veneridae. Gene Ontology annotation, molecular function: monocarboxylic acid transmembrane transporter activity.